UAGAGGGCGCUAUUGAUGGAACAGCAGUUCUGAAGGCGAAAAACACUGAAAGAAAUUAUGGCGCAAACGUUUUUGGAGCCCUUUUCAGUGUCAGGGAUGGACUGUCAGACUGCGGUGGCUGUUCAGUCUUUGUUGGAGUCCACAGUCAGUGAUGCUUCUCCAAUUGACGAAGAGGAUGUCUUUCAGUGUGGAAAGUGUAAGAAACAGUUCACAUCACUUGGUGCCUUUGUAAACCACAAACAGAGCCGAUGUGUCACUCAGAAAACCAUUCAGCAGCUGACAAAUGCCAUCAGUAGUGCUGUCAACACUGUGCCUGUAUCCUCCAACUUAAUGCAAAAUGUCAACAAAGGACCACAACUCAUACAGACCUCAUACGCACCACAGACCUCCAUCACCCAGCUUCCACAGAAUAUGGUUCUCACAGACGACCUUAUGUCCUUCGCCAACGUAGACACAUCAGCGAUUCAACUGCAGGCCUCUACUUUACAGUCAGCUGGUCCGUUCCUGUCUCAGGUUGCGACUUUCACUUCAAGAUCGCCAAACAACGUUACCAUUCUUAGUCCCGUGACCACAUCACUGCCCUCUAGUGGCUCCGCCUUCACCAGCACAGUCCAUUCUACCAAUCAGAUUCAUCUACAGCCAGUCCAGCAGCAAAUCACCCUGACUACACUCCCAGAGAAACCAAUAGCCCCUAAUAUGGGCAACAUAGCUAAGCCAAGUCCAACUAAGGCAGGAAGAAAAUCAGCCCAAGCUAGCCUUGUAACCGUUGUUUCAGCAGACUCACUUGUGAAGCUAAAACGCAGCAAAAAUGGCAACAUGGUGUUGGACGAGAAAAAAAAGCUACGUUGUAACUACUGUGAUAAAACAUUCGCUAAAAACUUUGACCUUAACCAACAUGUGCGCGCACACACAGGAGAAAAACCCUUCCAAUGUAUCGUCUGUGGGCGAGCCUUCGCACAGAAAUCCAACGUCAAAAAACAUAUGGCAACACACAAGGUAUGGCCAGCAGGAGCAGGGUCCACUCUACCAAACCAGCCGUCACCCCUGUUGAUUGAGGAAGACGAGGAGCCCCCUCUCGACUCCUCGCUGGACCCACCUCCAUCUGAGGAACUGAACCAGAACCAACUCAUGACCCACGAAGAUUCCCUGGCACACGUCACUGAUGUCCCACAGGUGGUUGUCUUGGAUAAUAAUCCUAUAGUGGAUCCAACAGUUGAUCCCUGUGGAUUGCAAGACUCGGAACAGAUGGUCGAUGACAAGCAACCAUCGGAUGAUGCAGAGAAUACCAAGGUGAAGGUGGUUGUAGAUAACUCGUACCUGUGUCAGUACUGUUGUGCUAAGUUCAGGACGUACUUCCAGCUCAAGACACACAUGGUUCAUCACAAGGACCAGCAGGUAUACAAGUGCGUAGUGAAGGAAUGUCAAGAUACCUUCAAGGACCUUGACUCAUUCCUGGAGCACAUCAAGUCACAUGAUGAAGACAUGUCCUACAGGUGUCAUAUGUGUAACAAGUUCUUCCCGACCUUGUAUGACCUUGGUGUCCACCAGUACACUCACAGCCUUUACCCAAACCAGGGGAUCAAGCCUGGCCCAAGACAUUUCCAGUGUACCAAGUGUAUGAACAAGUACUCAACCCCAGAAGCCUUAGAACAUCACUUGGCAACCUCUACCCACAACCACUCCUGUCCCCAUUGUGAGAAAACAUUCACCUGUGAGAGAUACCUGAGGCGCCAUCUUCCUUCCCAUGGAUCAGAAGGACAGUUCCAGUGUCCAACAUGUGAGAAGAGGUUUAAGGGAGAACACUACCUAAAGAUGCACAUGUUAAUCCACAGCGGGGAGAAACCAUUCCAGUGUGAUGUCUGUUCUGCUUCAUUUAACAGAAAGGACAAGCUCAAACGACACAUGCUAAUACAUGAUUCUAACAAACGUUACCGGUGUCCCUUCAAAGCUCUCACAGGUUGUCAGAAAGAAUUUAAUCGUCCAGACAAAUUAAAAUCUCACAUCCUAACACACAGUGGAAUAAAGCCUUAUAAGUGUCGCGAGUGUGGUCGCUCUUUUGGCCGGAAACCACAUCUGAGAGAACACGAGCGUGGGCAUAGAGCAGACUUCAAGUUCAAGUGUGAAACAUGUGGAAAAGGCUUUUUCCGACCAAAGCUUUUUCAGUCUCAUAAAUGUCACCCAUUAAAGCCUGGUCAGGCCCAUGUAUUUAAGCCACGAAAUAAAAGGAAAGUUGGCCGUCCAAAAAAACGAGUUCCAUCUGAAGCUGAGGGUGUCCGGGUAGAAAAUACUAUGACACUAGAUAAUAAAGAGGAGAAGUCGUCUACAACGCCAGACGCUACAGGAGAUGCCCACAAUGUGAUCGUUCAGGAAGAGAAUGUGAGGAAUGGAUCAGGGGGUAUAUAUGUGAAUGAACAACUAGUGGUAGGAUUGAAUGACCACGAACAAGGGGGACAACUAUCAAGCAUACCUGAAAAGCGUGUUUCACGAAGCAGUAGCAUAACAUCAUCAAGUAAAAAGCCUGAUUUCUGUGUAAAGGUUAGUGCCCCUCCUCCUGUUCCGCCUGCUGUGGCGCCCAGGUAUGUAACAGUACAUAUACAGAACAGCAACACUGCCACAGGCCAGGAUAUCCAAACACACUUAAUGCCUCACCACUCCCAGCAACUCAUGUCUCACCAGUCUGGAGCCAAUGGCAGUAUGCAGCCUAUCACCAUUAUAGAGGCCCAACAUGUCCCGAUGCACCUUCCCAUGAUGACAGGCCUGGACAACAGUAUUGGAGAACCUAUCACCAUGCAAAUGGCCACUGUGAGUGGUGCUGAAUCCCUAGCACAGAGUGUGGCUGCUGUAGGGGGUGUUGUGAGUGAACUCAUCCCUGUGGCUGUUGCCAUGCAGGAUAACUCCGACUCAAUGGUGGCCACCCAAGUGGUUGUGACGUCCAACAGGGCCAGUGACCAAGGUUACAUCACUAGUUCUGCCUCUCUAGAGGACUAUGGGACACCAGAUGGUGAUCUAGUGUUACAGGGAACAGACAAUCUUCUCAAGGCCCAUACUGACAUGUACCACUCUGCUCAACAGUAAUGUCUGGGAGAGGACUAUUGGACACCAAAUGGUGAUCUAGUGUUACAGGGAACAGACAAUUUUCUCAAGGCCCAUACUGACAUGUACCACUCUGCUCAACACUAAUGUCUGGAAGAGGACUAUGGGACACCAGAUGGUGAUCUAGUGUUACAGGGAACAGACAAUCUUCUCAAGGCCCAUACUGACAUGUACCACUCUGCUCAACAGUAAUGUCUGGGUUAGGUUCUUAUAUCCACCAUUAAUCUUUCUAGGUACCAUUCUGGACACGAUUACACAUUCAUUCUCAAAUUCUUUCUUUAAAGCACCUUCUAUACUGAUUCAAAUAAAAUACUGCAUUUUUCAGUUUUGCUCAAUCAAAAAUUCUUGCACAACGAUUGGUGAUAUUGUAGGUAGUGAAUCCUAAUAAAUACUACCAAGGGCCUGUCUAUAACAUUGCUGAGCAAAAUCUGGUGAAUUCGGAGCUACUAGAUUUUUUUGCUCCAUUUAAUACAUAAAGUAAAGAGUCAAGUCAUUGUGACUUGCUGCUUUAUUACUUUGAUUUUGAGCAUCUGUUACGUAUACCUCUUUGUAUUCAUGUGGUUUAACAUAGAAUAACUGUUUUCAUAUAUAAUAGGUGUUGCUUAUAGCAUUGCUUGUAUUUCAUUCUGCGUUAAUUGGAUUAAGCAUUAAGCCAACUUAAACUGCUACUAGAAAAUACCAUUGAUUUGUAAUCCCAAGAUUGUUCUUAGAAGCCUCUGCUUAACAAGAAAUGUGCACUUCUUGUUUAUUUGCAAAUUACAUAUUACUUGGCAGCAGUACAUAAGAAGAAAUACUAUUUUGAAUGUGUUUAGUUUCACCAUUUACAGGAAAGGCUAGAUAGCAAGGAUCUUAUUCUUUUACACAUUACACUGUAUUAGCAACUGAAAGAUGUUCAUAUCUGAAUAAGCAGAAAAAUAAACACAAGAGAUGCAAAGUAAGGAGGCACCUAUUUAAAACUUUAGUGAGUUGAUGCA
Molecule: messenger RNA, 4067 nt
Organism: Mizuhopecten yessoensis (Yesso scallop)
Lineage: Eukaryota; Metazoa; Mollusca; Bivalvia; Pectinida; Pectinidae
Product: zinc finger protein 341-like
Exons: 12
Coding region: 58-3075 (1005 amino acids)
Source: RefSeq, a predicted model, not a curated record